Molecule: messenger RNA, 522 nt
Organism: Heteronotia binoei (common prickly gecko)
Lineage: Eukaryota; Metazoa; Chordata; Lepidosauria; Squamata; Gekkonidae
Source: the annotation of a RefSeq genome assembly
AUGUCCUAUCUAGUUUUUUUGAUGAGUGUGUGUUUUGUUUUAGGUUUGGUUGGUGUAGCGUCUGGUCCGGCCCCAUUUUAUGGGGCGGGGGGGCUUGUUGUUGGGGCUUUGGGGGGGUGUGGGGUAUUGGUUGGUAUAGGGGGGUCAUUUAUUGGGUUGGUUUUAUUUUUGAUUUAUCUGGGCGGAAUGCUUGUUGUUUUUGCAUAUUCUGUAGCGUUGGCGGCGGAGCCUUAUCCUGAAGGGUGGGGGGAUUAUUCUGUUUUGUGGUAUUUGGUGGGGUGUGUUGUGGCUGUGGUUGUUGGUGUGUGUUUUGUAGGGAUUUUGUGGGGAGGAUUUUGGGGGGUGGAUGGGGUAGAGGGUGUUGGAUUUUUUAGUCUGCGGGGAGAUUUUAGUGGAGUGGGGCUGUUGUUUUCUAGUGGAGGGUUGAUGUUAUUUUUGUGUGGGGGGGGUUUGUUGUUGGCUCUUUUUGUUGUAAUGGAGCUUGUUCGUGGGUGGGAGCGGGGUAGUCUGCGGGUUCCGUAG